CCAGGCCCAUAAUGAAGUCCAAGUACAUAAAUGGUGGACUUUGACUUUGGAUCGAAGGAUGUGGCUAAACAAAGAGCAGUAGCGCCGAGAGAGAGCGAAAGGGCUGUGUUCGGUGUUUAUUUCAAAUUUCUUCUUGCCUCUGCCUAUUGCUAGGUUUUUUUUUUUUUUUUUCGAGAAGCAGCUUUCAAGGGAUCUGCCUCCCUCCUCCAGAUUUCUGCAAUUUCAUCAAACAAUCAAAGAUCUCAAACACUAACGACGCCAUGUACGGAUCCAGAGGGGCAAUGUUGGGAAGCGGGGGGGUUUCGGAUGGGUACGAGGUCGGCACAAAGAGACAAAGAAUGAUGGAAUCAAAUCCCUACUUCGCAGUGAGCAGCGGUAUGAGCAGCUAUCAACCUUACGGUUAUGGUGGUGGCUUCCAGCCCCCUUCCUUUCCUGUGGUACGUCUCAGGGGUCUCCCUUUCAACUGCACUGAUAUCGACAUUUUCAAAUUCUUUGCUGGACUGGACAUUGUGGAUGUUUUGCUGGUCAACAAGAGUGGAAGGUUCUCUGGAGAGGCCUUUGUUCUCUUUGCAGGGUCCAUGCAGGUUGAGUUUGCUUUGCAAAGAGAUCGUCAAAACAUGGGACGUCGCUAUGUGGAAGUAUUCAGGUGCAAGAGGCAAGAUUAUUAUCAUGCUGUGGCUGCAGAGGUAAAUUAUGAAGGAAUUUAUGAUAAUGAUUUCCACGGAAGUCCUCCACCAUCUCGAGGAAAGAGGUACAACGAUAAGGACCAAAUGGAAUACACUGAGAUACUGAAGAUGCGUGGUCUUCCCUUCUCGGUGAAGAAACCUGAAAUUGUUGAAUUCUUUGGAGACUUCAAGAUCGUGGAAGAUAGGAUACACAUUGCAUGCCGCCCUGAUGGGAAAGCUACUGGAGAGGCAUAUGUGGAGUUUACUUCUGUGGAGGAGGCAAAAAGAGCGAUGUGCAAGGACAAGAUGACAAUAGGGGCCCGGUAUGUGGAACUGUUUCCUUCAACACCGGAUGAAGCUCGACGGGCCGAGUCAAGAUCAAGGCAGUGAAGAGGCACUGUAAUGAGGGGUUUCAUGUGCAGUCGUUGUUUGUGUUAUUCCAGCCAACUUUGCAUGCUCCCUCAGAUUUCUAGUAUAAUUUUCCUAUGUGUCGCUGGUAUAUCUCCCAUUAGGUUAAAUAUGAUAUAAUUAUUAGUAUGUUGUCAAUGUACUUUCUUCUCUUAUAAAUGUUUAAUUUUGGUUUUAAGGAUAAAAAUAUUCAGAUAUGCAAUGUAGGCCUUACCUUUCAAUUCAGGCUCAUGAUUUUCUUUUGGGGUAUGGUGUUAAUUUCAGCAUGUUAUUCUAUUUGAUAUUGCCGUUGAAAUAAAGAGAAAGCUUCUCGCCUUCUCCCAUGGUUAUGCUAUCAGCCCGGACUUCGUUACGGAUGGCCCAAAGUAACACACAUUCUAUACGGAGACAUUCGUGUAAGGGGUGAGAGCAAGCGUGAUUGUACCAUGGUUAAAAAGAAAAGAAAGAAUUAAAUGGGUAGGUUUUGGUUUUUUUUUUUUUUUUUUGGUGGCAAAGUAAACAAUGAUUUAGGUUGAUACAUUGUUUAGGUAAAGUUAUGUCCUCAACACUAAGGCGGCUCUCGUUGGUCGGUAAGAAAAUAAACCCUU
Durio zibethinus is the source of this 1660-nucleotide messenger RNA. RefSeq lists its product as uncharacterized. Lineage: Eukaryota; Viridiplantae; Streptophyta; Magnoliopsida; Malvales; Malvaceae. Gene Ontology annotation, molecular function: RNA binding. The record is from RefSeq and is a predicted model, not a curated record.